AUGGGCUCCCGAUCCGAAGAUGCGUCCCAAGCAUCCACCGACUCCGUCGACUCACCAACGUUACACGGAAAUUCGAAACAGAGAGGUGCAAAUGAUGAACCCGUCGACGUGUUUUCUUCCUCUGAGGAUACCACAACAUCUGAAGAUGGAGGUACCUUUCGGGAAAAUCUGCAAAUUGACAUGAAAGGAUUGGUUGGAGAUGCUGUUGGGAACAUGAGUAUUAGUCCAGCUUCACGCGAUGUAGUGCUUGCAGCACGACGUGGGCUAUUUAUCAUCGACCUGAAGGCGCCGUUUGAAGUUCCUCGAUUUCUGCCUCAGGGGGGUACAUGGGAUGUCGCCGACGUCCAGUGGAAUCCUCAUCACAGUCGAGCACAAUACAUUGUUUCCACUUCUAGCGAGAAACUUUUGAUUUGGAACUUGCUAAUGUCGGGAAAGACGUCGAUUGAACAUAUCCUACAUUCGCAUUACCGUGCAAUCACAGAUAUCAACUGGCACACUACUGAAUGUGAUACCGUCGUUAGCACUGGCAUUGAUUCAUGGAUAUGGGGCUGGGAUCUGAGAGCACCUCGUAAAUCUAUCUUUGGCCUUUGUGCAUUCAACGCACCGGGAACACAGGUCAAAUGGAAUAAACAUGAUGCCAAUAUCCUGGCAUCUUCCCAUGCAAACGAGGUGCUCAUUUGGGACCGUCGGAAAGGAUCCUUACCGGUCACGGUUAUUCGAGGGCAUAAGUCUCGUAUAUACGGGAUUGAUUGGUGUCAUUACACGAGGAAUGAAAUCGUGACAUGCUCCCUUGACAAGACAAUCAAACUCUGGAAUAUCGAUGAAUACGCGUCUGAAUCAACAGGUUCGCGGUAUUUUCCUGGUGUCUCAAAUACACACAAACUUGCGUCAAGUCCCAAACAUGAAAUUCAGACGACCUAUCCCGUUUGGAGGGCAAGAAACGUCCCUUUUGGGAAAGGGAUUCUUAGUCUUCCCCAACGUGGGGAAACUGCGCUCGAACUAUACUCUGUCAAAGAUGAACUCGGACUGGGUCCUGUUCUCACAUUCGAGGGCCACGACGAUGUUGUUAAAGAGUUUGUAUGGCGGAAGGGCGGGCAAAAUGAAAAUCAGUUUCAAUUGAUAACAUGGUCGAAAGAUCGGACUUUGCGGUUUUGGCCGAUAAACCCUGAGGCUAUGCAGAACGUUGCCUGUGGCUCUUCCCCGCUCCAAAGCGCCCAACGCCCGUUAGAAAGUAGUGUCACGGAUGAACAGGCUACUAUGUCCUUCCGGAAACCUCCUGAACGUUCGGGGUCGAUACCCCUGCUUUCGGCACCGAUAGGAAAACGAGCGAUUCUUGCCGAAGUGCGCGCCGGAAUGCCUCCACGACAUAGAACUUCUCUUCCCGCUCAGCCCAACAUUGAUGACCGGGAGUACUUUGGAAACAGGCCUGGUCCUCCUGUUGAGCGUCAUGGUGCAGGAAUUUCAAGUUCUGUUGAUACGAUCCACCCACAUGAAGCAACGAGCUUUAUCAAGGCUUCGUCAAUCAAUUUGGCUUCCGCCGCUGGGAGGGGGACAAUGAGUCGAGGUGCUGCCGGUGGAAACAAGAAACGAGCAAACGUAGAUCCCUUAUCAUGGUUAUCUAGUGUCAAAGUAGGCGAUGGUAGGAGGGAUAGCAGCUCAGGUCCAGGUAGUCGUGGGGAUAGCAAUGAAGCACUCCGAUUACGAUCUAGAUCAAGGGGCCCAGGACAGGAUGUCAAUCCACCUAGUUCAGCAGGAACCAAGAGAAAAAGGAGUGAAAGUAGGAACCGCUCCGCCAUUGAAGAGAAGGAUCCUGGUCAAUCCCUGCAAGAUGAAAUCACUUCUGUACUGACAAAGUUAGCAUCCUCCAAGAUCAAACUGGAAAAGCACGAUUUGACAAAGAAACGCACAUGUACCCUCGGAUUACAAGUACCAUGGGGGGUAUCUUCCUCCGUAUUCAUACGCGUAACUUUCACUUUUCCUCGUGACUAUCCGCAAGCUGCACAUCCGGAUGGAACCCCCACAAUUGAACUCGACCGGACGCCUCUAAUAUCGAUUCGGGAUAGAGCUUUCAUUCUCCGUCGUUUACGCACCAUCAGGGAGAGGCGACGUCCUUGCUUAGAAGCAUGCUUGCGAUUGUUAUUGUUCAAGAAUGAAGACGAGCAAGCUGAGAUCCCCCUGCAGCUAGACUCUGAGUCGUCUUCCGAUGAGCAGGCCAGUGGAGCACCGCUAGACAGAAGAGUAACCUCGACGCUCUUGCGCAACAGCAAAAAUCUAGCAGAACCGAGGACCUCACAGGGAAGCUUCGGCCCGAACGGCGAGUUGGUCUGCUUCUUCGCAGCCCCACCCCGUAUCAUCCGUAGCGCCGGUCACGGGUCGACAAUAUCCCCGUCCAAGUCUUCGGAGAACCUUCCUGAUGAAAAGACAGAGGAGGCCGGGCCUAGAAUGUUCCAGUCGCCAUCUUUGGUAUCAGAGGCCAUUCGUAGGCUUUCCUCAGCUGCCAGUGACCGCAUGAUCAAAACAGAAUCUCGACGUUCGUAUUCCAGCGAACAUGUAACUCGGAUGAUGACCACGCUCUUUACAAUCCCGCGGCACACAAACAAUGUCAAGGAGUCUUCUCAAUAUUCGCCUAAUCCGAACAGCUAUGUUAUGCCAUCACGACGCAGCACGGUGAUGAUCUCCAACACAGUGUCUAUCGCAGGAAGCGACAAGACUGUAGCUGAAGAUUAUAUAUUCCAUGCUCCGGAAAUCCCGGCCAUGUGUGAUCAGAAUGCAGGCUUUGCAGAGUGCCAUGGUCGUUAUGAUCAUGAAAGAAUAUUCAGGAUGCUCGGAGCUCUUCUAAAAACCUGGGUUCAUUCGGAGGGUGUGCGUUAUAACAAGCAAUCAAUAUUUCUCAUCAGGCAGAUCGUGAAUCGGCUACUCAGCGACCUUCGCUGUCAGAAAGAUAUUCAAAUGCUAGCAAUGGUGGCGGUAGUUUUACUCAAGGCGUUCCCUUUGCGAUCUCGUCCCCCGAAAAAUCUACAAACACCCAAAUCAACUCUCAGUUCUGCUCCUUAUACAGGAAUAAUGUUCAUGACCAGGUUUGGUGACUAUUUCAGCAUUCCUCGAAGAAUGUCGGCAGUGCAACGUAUCAGUCCCAAUUCAUCAAUAGGAAGCUUACGAGGGCCUGCUACACCGACUCAAGCAUCUUCCUUGAACGGUUCGCGCCCUCCUUGGUCCGGGUUACUGAAUGCAGGAGGCGUCCGGCUUGUCGCCAACGUGCAGGACUCUCCCAAGGCCCCGUUGAGUCCCUCUGGAACCAUGCCAUCAACCACUCCCCCUCGUACACCGUUUCCAAUUCGUGGGGCUUUUCAUGAACCCGAUUCGCCUAUCCCACGACACGGAGGACUACGUAAAGAUUCCACCUUGGCAUCGAUUUCGAAAUCAUGGACGGACACAUUUUCGUCCGGCAGAGCUUCUGUGUCUUUCUCGCCGGAGUAUCGAUUACCGGUUCGUGCAACUGAACGGGCGAAAAAGGAGAACCGAAAACAGGGCACUAUCGUAUUUCAUGAACAACUCACAGAAGAAAGCGAAACAGAGCACAUUUUUGGUAGAGUGGAAGUAGAUCUCUUGCUCCGCCACGUAGAGGUCUACGCGGAUGUCCUCUUGAGAUGGCAACUUCCACACAAGAGACUGGAGCUGCUGAAGGCCGUCAGCGACUCUGCACUCCGCGACAGUAGCGAACACUCUAUCGGACUGGAUCGGACGUGCCCUGUCUGUGCUACACAUUCCGUACCCAAGGCAACUCUGUGUCCCUUCUGCGGAAAUAGCUUUGGUGUGUCAGUUUGUUCAAUAUGUAGAUUAUCUGUCAAAGGUCUCUCGAUCAAUUGCAUGCGGUGUCUACACACCUCUCAUAUAGCUUGCUGGAAGAAACUUCGUACCUCAAUUUGCCCGUCAGGAUGCGGAUGUCGCUGUGCUUGA
Messenger RNA from Marasmius oreades (fairy-ring Marasmius), 3957 nucleotides. RefSeq lists its product as uncharacterized. Gene Ontology annotation, molecular function: protein binding. NCBI's taxonomy places the organism in Eukaryota, Fungi, Basidiomycota, Agaricomycetes, Agaricales, Marasmiaceae. The record is from RefSeq and is a predicted model, not a curated record. Bases 1 to 3957 code for a protein of 1318 amino acids. The transcript is spliced from 17 exons.